GGGUCCUUUGCUUAAAAAACGUUGAAGAUCCCUGCUCUAAAGUUAAAGCUUAACCCAUUUUAAUGGGAUUUCAAUACAUUGUUGGUCUGGGGCAGUCCUAUCAGAGUCGGGUCAGAGUCGAGAAGGACUUGUGUCAACAAAACUGUCGGUGCUAAUCUUCACUGCAGGCUACAGUGUCUGAUAUCAACAGGCCCUGGAGACACGUCCCGUUCACACCGGCGCGUAACCACGGGAGAGUGAUGGUGCUCCCGAGAAGUCCGAGGAGCGGAAUUACACUUUCUCAGCUGCCAUUCAAACCCACAGAGGCUCCGCGGAGAGGAGGAGGAGACGAGGAGGACGCCUCCGUUCACCAACCCAUUCAUCAGUCCGCUCAGUAAUCGCUCUCCGCCUGCUUGGACCUCCCGAGAGCCCCCUAUACUAUACCAGCCUGCGCGGAGGCGCGAGACAGCGCCACGAGCUUCGAUCGGCAGCGGCCGUGAACAACGUUUUCGCACGCGCAUACCGGUGAGAGGGGGGGGGGGGCAAGCUGGGAAGGACGUUCAGCGUGGAGAGGGAGAAAAAAAAGAGCCCGGCUGUCAGUGUUAUUCCCCGGCGUGGAUGUAGAGAGACGGAGGGAGAGAGAGGACCGCCGCAAAACUCUCCUUCUCAGCCUCUGACUGGACGCAUUUUACCGAGGGUCCUCCCUGGUUGCUGAUCUGAAGCUCUGGUCCUCAUCUCUGGCUGGAGUAGACAGCCGCCCCCCUUCAGUGAAGAGCACCAUGACCCAGGAGGGGCAGGCUCUGCCCUCUCCCACCCCACCAGAGAGCCCAGUGGAGCCCAAUACAGCCACCACGGAGACACACAGCCAGGCAGAGCAGGACAGGCUGGGCGCCGGGGCGAAGGACGAGCUAGAGGAGGGGAAACAACAAGAAGAGAUCAGAGAGGGAGAGGAGGAGGCACAGGGGGAGACACACAGGGAUGGAGAGGGGAGAGAGGAAGUAAAGGAUGAGGGAGGAGAGGGUGAGUUAAAAGAGGAGAGGGUGGAUGGCACUGGUGAUGAGGUUCGACAGACAGACGAAGGGGCGGAAGGAGAGAGUGAAGGGACGAGAGCGGAAGGAUGUAUAAAUGCGGAGGUAAGCUCAACGGGGGCCGAGGCAACACAUGAGGUGGAGGGGAUGAAAGAAGAAGAGGAGGGGAAGGAAAAUGAAGAGAUGCAACCGGCUACAGAGGAGGAGGCAACUCACCCUCAACAAGCUGGGCGCAGAAUGGCAAAUGGCAUAGGUGGGAACGAAGACGAGGAUGAAGCGGGCGAGGAGGACGAGGGAGGAGACGAGGGGGGGACUCCCACACACUUGGACACUUUCAGCUCUAACUUUGAGUCGACUGUAGAACAGGCUGACACAGAGGUGGAGGAAGAGGAGGAAGAGGUCCAGAAAGAGGUAGACGGGAGAGAAAACCAGGACAGUUUCAGCUCAGCGUUUGAGCAGAUUGUUGAGCAGGUCGAUGCUCAGGAGGAGGAAGAUGAUGAUGAGGAGGAGGAGGAGGAGGAGAGGGAGAAGGGCAGGGUUGACAACAAAGACGGCUUCAGCUCCACGUUCGAGCGCAUCGUAGAGUCUGCCCUGCUGAGGGGCGGGACCUGCUACAGCAGCCUGGACUCUCUGGACGUGCUGUCGCUCACAGAUGAGACGGACAGCUGCGUCAGCUUCGAGGCGCCACUGACGCCGCUCAUCCAACAGAGGGCACUGUUACAGGGCCCUGAACCCCUGGAGCUGGAGCUGGAAACGGUGCAGGAGCAAGAAGGAGCUGAGGCUGGGCCAGAAGCCGGGGAGAGCGCUCUCCGUGGAGCUGGAGCUGUGGCUGGAGUAGAAGGAAGCCCGCUGAGGACCACCAUACCGGGGAGCAGGUCCGAGUUUGUGCUGAGCCAGCCCGGACGCUGGGCCAUCCCUAACGGAUACCACACAGACUCCCGGGGAGCAGUGGAAGGUUGUGGAGCCAUGAUCAGCUCUGUCAGUGAUGCCAACCUCACAGACGUGCUGUCUGACUCAGAGGAGUGUGAUCUGGGCAGUCUGGAGCGUUUGGAGCGCGGCAGCACCGACACUCUGGCCAAUGGCUGCCGAGCCGACUGCGAGGCCGCCAAGAGGCUGGCCAAGCGCCUCUAUCACCUCGAGGGCUUCAAACGCUGUGACGUGGCCAGACACCUGGGCAAGAAUAAUGAGUUCAGCCAGCUGGUGGCAUCGGAGUACCUGAGCUUCUUUGAUUUCUCCGGCCUGUCGCUGGAUCGAGCCCUGAGGAACUUCUUAAAGGCCUUUCCACUGAUGGGAGAGACCCAGGAGAGAGAGAGGGUCCUUGUACAUUUCUCCAGACGCUUCUGCCACUGCAACCCACAGACACUUACCUCUGAAGAAGGCCAGAGCCACGGAGAAUAUGACGGUGAUGACGACAAUGACGAUGGAGCCCACACAUUGACCUGCGCCCUUAUGCUGCUCAACACCGAUCUACACGGACAUGUGAACAUUGGGAAGAAGAUGUCUUGCCAACAGUUCAUCAGUAAUCUCGAUGGCCUCAACAAUGGCAAAGACUUCCCUAAAGACUUAUUAAAGGUCUUGUAUAACUCUAUCAAGAAUGAGAAGCUUGAGUGGGCAGUUGAGGAGGAGGAGCUGAGGAAGAGUCUGUCAGAGCUGGUAGAGGAGCAAUGUGAGGGGGGGAGUAAGCGUGUUGCCAGGGUAACGGACGGCCAUAAUCCUUUCAUCGCCAUUCCCAUUCUCUUAAAUGCCGUCACCUACAAACAUGGGGUGCUGACCCGCAAGAGCCACGCUGACAUGGACGGCAAACGCACCCCGAGGGGUCGCCGUGGUUGGAAAAAGUUCUACGCGGUUCUUAAGGGGAUGAUCUUGUAUCUCCAAAAGGAUGAGUACAAGCCUGACGCCGACAUUUCCGAGGUGGACCUGAAGAACGCAGUGCGGAUCCACCACGCUUUAGCCACUCGUGCCACCGACUACAGCAAGAGAGCCAACGUCCUGAAGCUCAAAACCUCAGACUGGAGAGUCUUCUUGCUGCACGCCCCUAGUGAGGAGGAGAUGAUGUCUUGGAUCUUUCGGAUAAACCUGGUGGCAGCGCUGUUCUCCGCGCCGGCCUUCCCUGCCGCCAUAGGCUCCAUGAAGAAAUUCUGUCGGCCAAUCCUGCCGUCUUCAUCCACCAGACUCAAACAGGAGGAGCAGCUGCUGAGUCACGAGAACAAGCUGAAGCAGAUGAGCCUGGAGCUGGAGGAGCACCGGAAAAACUCGCCCUCAGCCGACCCCAAAAGCCGCGAGUGGGAGGAGUACCGGCUCAAGGAGCACUACCUCACGUACGAGAAGACUCGGUAUGAGACGUACAUCAGCCUCCUGCAGGCCAAAAUCCGCGCAGAGACGGAUGACCUCGAGAAGAUCGAGGCCAGCGUGAUGGCCGGCCUGAUCAUGGAGGGUGGCCUGGCCGGCCGCGAGUGCCACCUCCGCAAGACGCAGUCCUCCCCGUCCAUCAGUCAGGCUCAGGGCGGGCUGAACGGGAGGGCCGCUGGAUGCACUGCCCCAGGACAGAGGAGCUGAGGGGAGGAAGGAGGACCAGUGACCCCAAAGCCCACCAAACAACAUCCCUCCAAGCCAAACUAGCUUAAUCCUCCCACUUCUUACUGGGUUUCCUGUUAGUAUUUAGUGUUUUGGGCUCCUCCGUUCCUCCUGUUGUACUUACAGUAAGAAGGUGGGUAGCAACAGGAGGCAUGACUCACUGUCCUUCGUAGAAUUGAUCAACCCUGGUGAUAAGUUUCUGUCCUUGAGCAAUAGAUGAAGAAGAUGAAGAGCCCGUGCUCGAUGCCCGACAAGUGACCCUGCCAAACCUCAGACCUUUGAACUUUUACUAUUGCACAUUAAAAUGAUCAUUACUGUGAUCACUAUUUAUAACGACAUCAUCAGUAUUAUUUUGAAAUGAAACUCAGAGCGAUGCAUGUGUCUUUAGUUGAAAUGUGUAUUUAGUUAUGAGCAGAGCUUUGAGUCAUUCAUAAUGUCUUAGUUUAAGGCCAGAAAGAGAACAAAGAACGAGAGACGGACCGGUUUGCCUUUGUCCUCUCUGUCCUGUCCUCCAGGAGGCAGGCAGUGAUUCAGAUGGAGAUGGUACUACUGUAGCAUUUUGGCCUUUUUGUUUCCCGCUCGUGUUUACACACCCAGCCACUCACAGGCGUGUGUAUGGACCUACGGUAUAGGCGGAGUGUGGUGUGUGAAGAUGCAACAUAUCUAUCCCAGAGAUACAAAAACUCUCCAAAAGAACUUCUCAGAAGGAUCAUGUCCCUGCCAUGUAUAGCAUAUUUAUUUAUUUAUUUAAUUCUCCAAACCUUUAUUCACCCCAGGAAGGGUUUACACAUUGAGCAUGCUCGCUCUUUUUUUCAGCCAUUUCCAUUCGACGUUCAUACAGCUACAUCCAUUUGUAAGUGGCUGCCAAGAGGAACAGCCGUGGUUUUAACUGUUCACUAAGCUGCUCCACCGGAGGAACUGGAGGUUGAGUGCCUUACUCAAGGCCACCUUGACACUAGAUGUUGAGGGAUUUAGAGAGUGUUAGUCAGUCACUUGUCAGAGAGAUCUGUGUCUGGGAUUUCGAAGCUGCCGCUACCCCAAAUACUGACGUGUGUUCAAUUAUUCUGUAUGUUUUUUCCAACCAGUCAAAUCUGAACUGAAGAGGAUAACUGUAUGUGACUGAAUGAAAGCACUGUGCCAUGUUCCGUUCUAUCCCACAAACUACUCUUCUUAUAUCACGGCAGAGUGCACUGAGCUGAUGUGUAACAAUAUACGGUUGAGUGUGAGGUUGCCGAACAUCAAAGUGAAGGGCAGAACAGGAAGGUGUGGGUGGGAGACAUACCGUAUGAGUGGGUCAGCCGGUGUAUGUAUGCGUGUGCGCACUGGCAUGCUCUUUUUAAGCAGUUGAGUUGUUGAAGCUGUAGGCCACAGGAAGAAGUAAAUAUAGCAGGUUCAUGUUUUUCUAUGAAGAUUUUUGAGCAUGUUUGGUGAGAAACAAUCUGAUGGCCUUCUGCUGAAUAAGACUGCCAUCACAAUCAGGCCUAGAGCUCUCAAAAGCAUCUUCAGCACAAAGGCAGACAUCAUCCUUUUGACAAAAUAUAUACCUUUUAACUCCCAAAACAGAACAUCUAACCAAUCUACAGUAUGUUCUGAUUUAUAACAUGUUACAUGGACCUAAUAUAGCUUGCUUGGCGUUGUGUACUAGUACCGGUGUAUUCCUUUGAUUGCCAUCCUUCCUAACAGUUGAAGAUGUUUUUGGGAGAGCAGGACCUGGCCUAUCUUAGACAGAGACUGGCUUAUUGGAGAGUGUAGCAGCAGGUCUGCUCCAGCUUAACAUGAUGAAGUCAAGAAAGCUGUCAGCGUACUGGAAUGGAGAAGGGAACAGCAGCAAAACAACUCCACCAGCAGAGUAGCCAUCAAAACAUCCUCCACAAGGGGGAGGAGGAGGAGGAGAAAAGACUCCUUUUCUAAGAAGAAGAGACUGCUUUGGUUUUCUAGGUAAGACGGUCUCUGCCAGCCAAGAACAAGCAAAACAGACAUCCAGCACACGUUAGUCCAAACUGGGAACACAACAUAUGAAGCCUGUUUCUAAUGGGAGGAGGAUGAGAGGAUGUGGUGGUAGGGGUGGCGGUACCGCUGUUUGUGAGCACCUUAAUUGAUUCCAAGCCACCCACACACACACACGCACACACCACACACCACACAUUUUCUCUUUCUACGUAAUUUGCUUAUGACACAACUGUAGAUCAGUGAGCUAAGUCCUCCCUCACUCAGCCUCAGUGUGGCACAGAAGCAUGUUGACAUAAACCAGAGCUGUGGAUAUCGACAGUAUAUGAAAUCUUUGGCUCUGGACACAGCGCUUCUGUUGCUUCGUAUAUCAUAUUAAUAGUGACUGAGAGGAUCUGAGAUCCUUUUGGGACUUGGCUGGACACCUGGAAUUACAGCUGGAAUCCUGGGACCGGAUCCUUGUACAGACCAAAAUGCUGAAGCGGAGCUGAGUUUUCAGAGAAGAAGUACCAUUUUAUAAAGCUGUAUUGUUAGGAUGAAUAACUGCUUUCUUACAGGGAGACUUCCCCUUAUAGUCACUUUGGCUGUUGUGCUAACCAUUGUUUCCCAAUGUUCUAGGGUAGGCCUGUGCUGUAAUAUAGGAUUGUGAGAAAAAAAAAUAUUUGUUGAUUGUUAUGUUUAAUUUAAAAAAGGAAAACUUAGGCACUUUGAUGUCAGCAUUGGCUCUGUCUUUUUGUUUGUUUUGUUUGUAUAUCUGAACUGUUCUUUGACAGGAUGCUUAUACUAUGUAAAGGACAUAUUUACUGAAUAUUUAGUCUGUGCUUCAUAAAGUAAGCUUUUAUACAGAU
This is a messenger RNA of Perca fluviatilis (European perch), 6376 nucleotides long. RefSeq names its product pleckstrin and Sec7 domain containing 2 (gene psd2). NCBI's taxonomy places the organism in Eukaryota, Metazoa, Chordata, Actinopteri, Perciformes, Percidae. The transcript is spliced from 15 exons. Gene Ontology annotation, molecular function: guanyl-nucleotide exchange factor activity. Gene Ontology annotation, biological process: regulation of ARF protein signal transduction. The record is from RefSeq and is a predicted model, not a curated record. Bases 759 to 3563 code for a protein of 934 amino acids.